UGCACAAGACCCUUACGCGUGAAGUUUCAUUUGAGAGUGAAAACUCGGAAGCGAUCGUUGGUGGUUUAUUUGCACUUUGCAAGGCGAGGUGGUAUUGGUGCGAAGGAGAAUCAAAAGUCGCAAGAUGAGGAAGGAAGACACAGUGAAGCUGAUUAGCGCUGAGGGUUUCGAAUUCGUUGUUGAUAAGGAAGCUGCUAUGGUUUCACAGACCAUACACAACAUGCUUACCUCUCCAGGGAGUUUCGCUGAGAGGCAGCACGGCGAGGUUACCUUCCCUGAGAUCAGCACCACCAUUCUCGAGAAGAUUUGUCAGUAUUUUUACUGGCAUCUCCAAUUCGCGAGUGGGAAAGAGACAGAGUUUCCUAUUGAACCUGAAUUAACUUUGGAGCUAAUGAUGGCUGCCAAUUACCUCCAUACAUGAGCAUUUCCUAGGGGUCGUAGCUCUCCAUUCUCAUUAUGGAGCUGUUUCUCAGAAGAGCUUUCAUAAAGAUGUGACCGUAUAAUUUGCUGCCAUUGGAGACUGUAUCUUUGCAGGAACAUAGUAUUAUGUAAUAUGUGUAAUCUAAUGGUCAUAGGACUCAGCUUGAAAAAGUUGCAUAUGAGAGUGGCUGUUAGAUGCUUACUGUCGAUGAUGCCAUACUGUGUACAUGAACUGAUUCAAUGAAAGUGUCAAUUUAAAGUGAGCA
Molecule: messenger RNA, 686 nt
Organism: Arachis duranensis
Lineage: Eukaryota; Viridiplantae; Streptophyta; Magnoliopsida; Fabales; Fabaceae
Exons: 4
Coding region: 125-421 (98 amino acids)
Biological process (GO): ubiquitin-dependent protein catabolic process
Cellular component (GO): elongin complex
Molecular function (GO): protein-macromolecule adaptor activity
Source: RefSeq, a predicted model, not a curated record